UUUCAGGUAGAUGAAGUUGAACUCAAAGGCGGUCGUGGUGGUGGAGGUGGCCGUGGUGGCGGACGCGGACGCGGUGUUGGCGGGUACAGAUAUUCCAGUGGUAAUUCUGGAAGUGGAGGCGGAGGCGGAGGCGCAAAAUUUUGGAAAUCUGUCAGAAAGUUUUUUGGAAUCAAAACUUCAUCCUCUUCGCCUCCUCCAGCGUCCAAUAAAAAAGAUGAGAACAAAGACGACAAGAAAAAAGAAGAAGAAGAAAAGAAAAAACAAGAAGAGAAAAAGAAGCAAGAAGAAGAGAAAAAGAAACAAGAAGAGGAGAAAAAAAGACAAGAGGAAGAGAAAAAGAGACAAGAGGAGGAGAAAAAAAGACAAGAGGAAGAGAAAAAGAGACAAGAAGAGGCGAAAAUGACUCCAGAGCAGAAGAAACAAAAGCAAGAGGAGGAAAAAAAGAAACAGGAGGAGAAAAAGAAGCAAGACGAGGAGAAAAAGAAACAGGAAGAAGAGAAAAAGAAAAAAGAAGAAGAGGAACAGAAAAAAGCGGAAGAAGAAGAAAUGAAAUUGCAACAAGCAGAGGCGGACGCGUUUUACGCCGCUUUUCCGUAGAAUGUUUAAAUCUUCCUCGAAUGAAUUAUCAUCGAGCUUUUAUAGUCAUGCUCUGUACACUACUUAUGCUUAAUAAAAAUAUGAUCGACUUUUUUAAAGGGGGGUUCAUGCACCAUAUCAUGAAACAUGAAUGUUUCAGAAAUUAAAUGUCUGUGAAUUUGGAUGCUCUCAGUGGCUGUUAUUAAAGGAAGAUAUUUCUGCCUGAAUAUUUUUCAUCUGUAGUGUGAGAUUGUGAAAAUGUUCAACCGAAUUUUGUUACAGAGCUGCAUUCGGAUGGAUAAAAAAAAUAGCAUUUUAAAAGAUAAAUAUCUGUUAUAUUCAUUCGAUGUAAUUUAUUGAGCAAUACUUCAAAUUUUUCGAACGAUAGUGAAAUAAAUAGAAAACGCAUGUACGAGCCUUUUUGAAACACAUUCUCAUAAGUCAUACCUUGAAUGUUUGGUUUAGAUUAUUGAUUUCAUACGCGAGCUAAAAAUUUAUGAAAAAUUCAACUUUAGCGAUUUUAUUUUCCGAAAGUGCACGUAUCUAUGUUUUAUGUUGUUUGUUUUCGAUUGUACGUAAUGUAUUGCAGUGGUAUUUUGUAUUAUCUACAUAUAUCCUUCGUAAUCUGUUUUCCCGACAAUUCGGGUAUUUUUCAGUGGCUCGAACGAGAAUGAGAGUCUGUUUUAAAAUUCACUAUGAAAAUUGUGUGGUAAAUUUCAACACAAUUUGUAAUUUUGAUUUUGCUAAGGAUAUUCCUAAGUAAGAUAGGCGAAAUGGUCAAUGGUCAUGUUCCCAGGUUUGGAAAAUUACUCGUAUGAUGGAUUAUUGUUGGGUGUACCGUAAUGGUACAUAUUAAAUUGGAAGUGUGAAGAGCUGAUGAGUCGUUGAGUUGUAAUGUACACAUAUUUGAUAACAAUGGAUAACAACCGAAAAUAAUAAAAAACAUUUCUGGUAACUACUCUCCAAAUUUGAAACAGUGAAAUUUCACUGCUUAGCAGUCACGACAUUUUGGCUUCUUAAAAGCAGUAGUUUUUUACUGCAAAA
Planococcus citri (citrus mealybug) is the source of this 1620-nucleotide messenger RNA. RefSeq lists its product as uncharacterized. Lineage: Eukaryota; Metazoa; Arthropoda; Insecta; Hemiptera; Pseudococcidae. The annotation marks the transcript as partial. The record is from RefSeq and is a predicted model, not a curated record. The transcript has a single exon.